GCUUCGAAUGUGAAAUAUGAAUGUCUAAACUAAUCAUAAAUUUUGGACAGUAUCACCACCAAUUCACCAUUCAUAAUUCCCAAUUCAGCACGCAGAGGGUGAGCUCUGCAAUCUUCAAAGAGACUAUUGAAUCGGAACCAAUCCAAAAAGAAAACGAAGACGACGACGAAGAACAAAGUGGGAGAAGGAAGAAGAUAAAGCAAUGAAGGUGGUUCCGUUCACGCUGCUUGCUUUGCUUCUUGUUGCUAUUGUUCCAAAUGGAUUGUUGGCAGUUCCUUCUACGGUCCCUGCAUUUCUUUGGUCUUCCCAUUAUGACCUGGUUUCAGAAAAUGGCAUGAAGGAUUCUGUAAAUUAUCAGAUCAUUUCUCCAAAAGAUCUAGCAAAGUCUGUUUUAGCUGAAGCUGGCUGGUCAAAUUUUCUGUGCAAUGGAAAGGAAUUUCAGGAGCCUUUGGAUCUGGCCCUUUUAUUCAUUGGUAGAGAGUUACAAUCGUCAGAUUUAAGCAUGAGCAAUCAUGAAGACUCAACUCUUUUAGACUUGCUCAAGCUGUCUUUCACCAGGUCCAACAUUUCCAUGGCAUUUCCAUAUGUUUCUUCAUCAGAGGAUGAGAAUUUGGAAAAACAAUUGGUUUCAGGAUUCGCCGAAUCCUGUGGAGAUGAUUUGGGAAUUGGCAAAGUUGUAUUCCUUGGAUCUUGCUCCAUGGAUGAUACAAAUGAUGAAGACAGUGCUGCUUUUCACUCUGUUCAGGAAUAUUUGAACAAGAAGAUGGAAGGGAGUCGUACUGGGAAAACAGAUUUGCUUGUGUUCUGUAAUGGAGGUUCUCAACCUCUUAACAUUGAUGAGAAGCCAAAAUCUGAAGGUGAAGUUUUAUCUGGGCUUGUCAGCUCUGUUGAUAAAUCUGGGGCCAAAUAUGCAGUUCUUUAUGUGUCAGAUCCCUCCAGGUUGGUCCGGUAUCCUUCUUACAGGGAACUACAAAGGUUUCUAGAAGAAACCACAAAUGCGUCACUGACAGCCAAUUCCACAGUUUGCGAUGGAGUCUGCCAGAUUAAGUCCUCUCUUCUGGAGGGAAUUUUAGUGGGAAUCGUUUUGCUAAUAAUCUUGAUCUCUGGCCUUUGCUGUAUGAUGGGAAUUGAUACCCCAACAAGAUUUGAGACUCCACAAGAGCAAUGAUUCGUUUGUUGAAGAUAAUAAUUGCUGUGAUGUCGGGUCUAUUGUAUCAAAAGUAUUGGUAGAAAAUAUUAUAUUAUUUGUGACUGUGGAUGUGGUGAGCGUUCUUGUAGCUUUUUGUUGUCUUCUACUUCAGGGGAGAUUUAUCAUGUUGAAUAUUGAAUAAUUUGUAUCAGUAUAUAGAACGUCAGUAAGAGGAUUUAAUUUUGGUCGUGCCA
Molecule: messenger RNA, 1383 nt
Organism: Arachis duranensis
Lineage: Eukaryota; Viridiplantae; Streptophyta; Magnoliopsida; Fabales; Fabaceae
Exons: 9
Coding region: 203-1168 (321 amino acids)
Source: RefSeq, a predicted model, not a curated record